UAGGAUUAUCAUCAAAUUUAUUCAAGAAACCAAAAACAUAUAUCUACAAAGGUACAGAUGCUUUUUUAACUUUCAGAACUAGUUAAUGCAAUGUGGUAUUUGUGGUAUGAGAAUCAUGUGAUUGUGUCCUCCAGUAGCAGGUGGUGUAAACCAGCCCAGGUGGCAGCAGCAUGGUUGGCUGGAGCCCACAGACAGACAGACACACACAGAGAGAGACAGACAGACAGACAGACAGACAGAUAGUGGUCAUGCCAUUUUCCAUGUGCCUUGCUGGGGGCAGCUUUUUGCCCCUCCAGCAGCAGCAGCAGCAGCAGAGAGCAGCUAUUUUGAAAGUGACCCCUCAUUCAGGCAGCGACUGUGCAGCUGUCAGGAACCAUGACUGAAGAUGACGGAUUCUGUUGUCGUGGAGGGAUAUGCCAGACUCAGAGAUGGAAAAAAGUGGAAAACUAGGUGGCUCGUCCUUCGCAAGCCGUCGCCUGUAGCAGACUGCCUGGUGCUGCUGGUUUAUAAAGACAAGUCCGACAAAGCGCAGGGCAACAAGGAGAGGGCCAGUGUCACCUUGGAGGAGAUCUGCGGUCUGGAAGCAGGACAGUGGUACGAAGGUGUGGCUUUUACUCUGGCCGUCCUCUGCCUGAACCAGGCCGCUCUACUGGGCUUCGACAGCAAGGAGAUCCUGCAGGCGUGGGACGCCCGGCUACGAUACAGCCUCGGAGAAGUUCACAGAUUCAGUGUUGGAGUCUUACCAGGGACCAAGUUGGAGAGCGGACCUGCAACUCUUCAUUUGUGCAACAACUUACUGGCUCUCGCCAGGGACGUUCCUCCCGUCAUCAUCGGCCACUGGAACCUUCCGGACCUGCGCAGAUAUGGACCCGUACCCAAUGGAUUCGUGUUCGAGGGAGGAACAAGAUGCGGUUAUUGGGCCGGUGUGUUUUUGCUCGCGUCUGCCGAGAGCGAGCAGAUCAGCUUUCUAUUCGACUGCAUCGUCAGAGGCAUCUCCCCCACCAGAGGCCCUUUUGGACUGCGGCCAGUUUUGCCAGACCCCAGUGCCAGUCAGACGAAUUCAGAGGAGAGGUUGAACCACGAGGCCCAGGAGCUGGAGAAGCGACUGAGCAUGCUCUCUCACAGGAGCAGCACAGUCUCCUCGUCCUCGUACUGCCCGUCUGCCGGGGGAGACGACCGCAGCAUAUCCGGUUCCUCCGACGCGUCGGACACCAGCCAAUCAGACGGCAGCAUCGGCAGCCGGAUGGCCAUUUGGACCGAGCCGGCCUCCAACCCAUCCGAAAGCAUCGGCCAUGUGGGAGCUAAAGUGGCGUUACAGAGCAUGGAGAAGCUUUCCGUCAACCAGGGAGGUGGGAACCGGCCCGCCGCCAAGCCCCCCCGCCAGCUCCAGGAGAUCGGCCGCCAGAGCUCGUCCGACAGCGGCAUCGCCACUGGCAGCCAUUCCUCUUACUCUGGGAGUUUCUCCUCCUACACAGGCAGCCUGGAUAUCACCCCCGGAGAGGACUUUGGGUCCGUUUUCAGCCUGCCUCCCCACUUGGCUCAAGACCUGAGCCCUUGUUCUUGCGCCACUGGACAUGAAUACCAAGUACCAACGUCACUUCGGUAUCUCUACGACAGCCCAAAGAGUCUGUUACAGGAGGGAAGUGGGGACGCCAAAGACAAUGAACCCUCCACCCCAACUAAGGACAGUCCUGCCUCUCCAUGCCUCACAACAGACUCAACAAAGGGGGAUAAAAGCAGCGCCAAGACCUCUGAGGGUCACUCAGAAACGACUGAAAGACAGUCAAUGAGUGAACACUUACAAGGCCCCUCAGAGGAGAGUAAGAAAACCAAGUCGGCCUCUAGUGAACACCCAGACUCCUGUCACAUCUGCAGCACAUCUGUCUCCAAAACCAUCGUGACGAUCUGCUCAGUUUGUGGUGGAUUUAAGGGAACACCGCACAUCCCUGCAAGUGGUUCAGCGAUACCUGCCAUACCAGAACAUCAUAUUUUCAAUCCGGCAGAUCAAAGUGUUGACAAAUCACCAUGCAGACCCUGCACUACCAGUGAAUACGGUAUUGCGGUGAAGAAAAUGGAGAAACCCUCUUCUGGCUCUGGAAGCAUCCACAGCUCCGAGAAGCCAACAUUGGAGACGAGUGAGGAUUCACCGCCGUCAAAGAAAGGAAGAGAGAAAUUAGCCAGUCUCUUAGCUGAUCUGUUGGGCUUUCCGAGCGCAGAUAGGCAGCCCGAGGCAAACACUAACAGACUGAACCUGUAUGAGUCAAUGAGCCCUAGAUUUGCAAAUGAGCUCAAAUCUGCACCCACUGGCACCUGGAGACCAUUACAAGAUGCACAGCAAGACAAAAGAGCUGUCAUCUAUGAAAACUGUUUAAAGUGUCAAGGGGAGCACUGCCACCCUCCUCCACGGGUCGCACCUGCUGUAACGUACCACAACAGGAACAUUUCAACUUUACAAACCUUUCUGCACCCGAAGAAAAGCCCCGAACACGAAGCGGCUGCUAAUGAGGAGCUGCUCCAUCAAGCUCCCGGUGAUGGAUCACGCAGCGGCGACGGGCCGUGUCAGUACGAAGAGACGAAUGGUCGAACGGUGUCCGGCGAAGACAAAAGGCUUAAUAGUAAAGAGGAAAGACGCAGAGCUGAUCCUGCUUAUGCGAUCAUGGAGUGUCGGGCGCCGGAGAGGAACUCAGAGGCAGAAGAAAAAAGCAAGUACGAGCUGAUGGGCAGCUGUGGUCAGCAGAGGUUCCUCCAAGAGACUGAAGGGUCAGUGUUCGUUUUCCCACCAGAGGCACCGCUUCCUGACAGGCCUCGCAGUGAAGGUGUGACGUAUGUGAAUAUUCCUGUUAGUCCCACAUCCAAGAAGCAGCUCAACUACAUGGAGCUGGAGCUGCAGGAGACGGGUCCUGGGCCCCGAGGGACCGUCACACAUCUCCCGACUCAGAGAAAGAGCUCCACCAAAUAUGCCCAGAUUGACAUCACCGCUACGGAGACGGCGCACAAAGUCGGAACGCAGCAUGCCCUCGGUCGGCAGGAGGGCCUGCACACUCUGGAUCUGAGGAGAAAGGGGACACCACAUUGAUUUCUUCAUCACUGAACUGUUGAUCUCAGCAGGAUGUUUUUUGCCCAAUACCAGCGUACUACAUCAAACUCUCAAGUUUCAUGAAACAUCUCUCUGAGGAGGUUUUCAGUUGAGACUGUUCCCAAAAGAUCCUCUAAUGUUUACUGUUGGACUCAUUCUCUGUUCUGUUCCUGGGAGUCACUUUGUUCAGUCUACACAUACUUAAAUCCCAGAAAAUGUCGUCUGCUCAAUCCAUUUUCUUAGAUUCAGACUUGCUUCUAUAACCACAAAGCAACUGGAAGAUGGAGCCUCUGCGUAAAGGUAUGGCACCGGAUCAGGAGUAACAUUUCUUGUUCUCCUGUGUGGACUAGGGCAUCUCAUUAAAUGGCAUUAUGUCAGUGCCAGAGCCUCAGGCUAACUUGAAAGAUGAUGUGCUAGUCCUGAGCUGAGUCACUGGCCCAGAGCAGAAGCAUUUCACAGCUCACUCAGGCCAAUCCUAAUAACAAGCAAUAUGCUGUUUUUGGCCUUGUUUGGGAGAAUGAGGUAGGGUGGCGGCAGGAGAAGAAGCAGCAACCACAUCAGUAAUUCCACAUGUAGUUGCAUGAAACUCACUUAUUAUUAUAUUCAUAUUUGGGGAAACUUUUCAUCUAGUCUUACUCAGAAUGUUGCAAAUUUCAGGCUCACUAUUAAAAAUUGUAAGAACAGGAUAAUCAAAGCUUCUGCUUGGUGACAUUUUUGUUUUGCCUGGGUGCAACUAAUGGAUCUGUGUUUAUCAUGAACAGAAUCUCAAUGCUGCUAUUGUUUUUUUCUCUCCGCAGAGACUGUGAAAAUCACUCUGCAACAACAAAUAUAUCCCAGAACUGACUGUCUGGCCCUCACGGCCAUCAUUUGUCAAAAUUGUGUAUUUUAAAAUAAGUUUGAAGUUUUGUUUUUUACUCACUGAAGUGGUUAAAUCCUUUUUAUUAUUAUUCCUAAUUGUGUGUGUGCACAUAGCAAUUUUUACUGAAACUGCAAUUUUGAAAAAAAGAAAAAAGAUAUUUAGUAAGUGUUUUGUAGAGCUAUUUUAGUAGACAACUUUAGUCAAUGUAUUGUUUUAGUCUCGGAUUACACUCUAUUUUCAUAUCUGUAAAUACAUUUCCUUUCUAUUUCGGUGAUGUGGAUUGUUAUAAAAUAUACAGACAUUAGAGACAUUAUGUAUGUACAGAAAAGAUGUAUGGAAACAGACAGUGCCUGCUGCCUAAGGCACUAUUUUUUUUCUUGUAAUACUAUUUUUCUUGUUAAUUAUUUAUAACCUGAAUCACCACUUUGAUGUGCGCGUUGAGUUUUUCUAGAGUAGAUAAUAUAUGGGACUUUUCCCCCAUGUACAGUUGUAAACCAGUUUGGUAAGAUACACUAUGAUGAAGCAUUUAAAUGACUGAUCUACAGUAUGAAGGGAAUAUACUAUAUAUAUAUACAUAUAUACACUGAUCAGCCAUACAUUAAGACCACUGACAGGUGAAGUGAAUAACAUAAAUUUAAAAAAUGGGCAAGCUUAAGGAUGUGAGCGACUUUGACAA
Molecule: messenger RNA, 4611 nt
Organism: Sebastes umbrosus (honeycomb rockfish)
Lineage: Eukaryota; Metazoa; Chordata; Actinopteri; Perciformes; Sebastidae
Product: protein Dok-7-like
Exons: 13
Coding region: 386-3076 (896 amino acids)
Biological process (GO): neuromuscular junction development; positive regulation of protein tyrosine kinase activity
Molecular function (GO): protein kinase binding
Source: RefSeq, a predicted model, not a curated record